Molecule: messenger RNA, 858 nt
Organism: Monosiga brevicollis MX1
Lineage: Eukaryota; Choanoflagellata; Craspedida; Salpingoecidae
Exons: 2
Biological process (GO): pantothenate biosynthetic process
Cellular component (GO): mitochondrion
Molecular function (GO): 3-methyl-2-oxobutanoate hydroxymethyltransferase activity; magnesium ion binding
Source: RefSeq, a predicted model, not a curated record
GUGACCAUGAAUAAACUCAAGCGCAAGCGCCGGCAGGGGGAGCCCAUCGUCAUGGUCACGGCCUACGAUUACACCUCGGCUCGAAUCGCCGCUCUGGGCAGCGUUGAUUGCAUUCUUGUCGGUGACUCGCUGGGCCAAGUGAUCUACGGCAUGGAUUCAACCGUCCCUGUCACGAUGGAGCACAUGACCUUGCAUACCCAAGCCGUGGUUAACAGCCUACACUCUUUGCCUGCCGAUGCAGGCGUGGCGCGGCCUCUUGUUGUUGCUGAUCUCCCGUUUGGCAGCUACAUGACGGUAUCUGACACUCUGGCCAACGCUACCCGGCUGCUCAAGGAAGGCGGCGCCGAGGCUGUGAAGCUGGAAGGUGGCACCCGCGCCCCCAACGUCGUGGCUCAGGUCACGGCCCUUCACGAUGCCGGGAUUUCCGUAGUGGGGCACCUGGGGCUGACGCCUCAAACCGUAGCUGCUCUUGGGGGCUAUGCCGUUCAAGGCAAAACCUCUCGUGGAGCUCUGCGUCUGCUUGAAGAAGCCCUGGCGCUGGAGGCGGCAGGCUGCAGUAUGGUUGUGCUGGAGAUGAUGCCGACUGAGGUCGCAGCCAUCAUCACUGAGCAACUCUCCAUUCCCACCAUUGGCAUUGGGGCUGGCGCCCAUACCUCGGGUCAAGUUCUCGUCUUCCAUGACCUUCUUGGCCUCUUUGAUAAAUUUGUGCCCAAGUUCACCAAGCAGUACGCGCACAUUGGCCCAACUAUGGCGGAUGCCAUGACGACAUACGCUGCAGAAGUUCGUGCGGGCCAAUUCCCCGUGAGUGGGCAGCACGACUUUACCAUGGCUGCAGAUGAACAUGAGGCCUUUGCACAA